AUGGCCUCUGCAGCAGAGGACGUCCACCUGGGCUCAGGCCCUGAUGAGGACGACCAAUAUCUGUCGGGGAGUGAGUCCGACUCGGACAGCAUUCUCUCUGAUGACUCGGUGCUUCCAGACUACACUCCAGAGGUAACGGACGGGCAUGCGGCAACAACACUGUAUCGAGCAUGCGCCCAUAAUGAACCCUUCUCUCUGCGGAGAGUUCUGGAGAGAGGGGUCGCAAAAGAAGAAGCCACAGAGCUGGACAUCAAUGGCAUGAACGGCUUGAUGGUGGCUUGCUGCAAAGGUUUCGUGGACAUUGUUUAUGGCCUUAACACCUGUCCUUUUAUAGACAUAAAUCACCAGGACAAUGAAGGCAACACUGCUCUGAUGAUUGCAUCCCAAGGAGGUCAUGUCAACACAGUCAUGUAUCUCCUAAACUACUAUCCUGGUAUAGACACUGAAAUAAAGGAUUGUCGCGGCUUCACAGCGCUCAUCAAAGCUGCUAUGACCGGCCGCAAUGACGUCAUGGCUGCCCUUCUAAUGGCUGGGGCUGACAUACACGCAGUAGACUCCACAACACAGAAAUGCGCUCGGGACUGGGCGCGGAAAACAGGACGCUAUGAGACCCUGUAUCGUCUCCAUCGACUGAAUAUGCGGCCAAAAGCUGAGCAGUGCUGUGAAACGUAUGUCCCUGAGUGGCCUGAGCUCCAGGAGAGGGUAGCAAAGGCCACAGCUGAGAAAAGUGCCAGGGAAAUAAUGACCCAGCGGAUCAAAAACACAUUUGGAUUCAGACUUCCACGUGACCCCCAGGACAACGGGGCCUUGGACCACAUGGUGCGCAUUACCACCAGUGUCCACAGUCCCCUAAUUUCAACUGGAUGCCGUCCGCUUUGCCCUUCGAGCCCUCCUGAGGUGGGGAAGAGACGCAUGGCUGUGCCAGAGCUGAUGAAGAAACACACACCUAAGGAACUAGAAGGCCGCUCAAUGUGCCACAGCAACGGAUCAGUGUCACACAUCAUUCCCACAAUCCACUCUGCAGAGUCCAUCCCAUGCUGUGCCGACACAGAGCGGCGAGGCAGCAUCCUCUCAUUGGCUUCCACCAAAGUUACAAACGCAUUCAUUUCCCGCGCUAUGGCGAGAAGGAACAGCGUGUUCCCCUCUGGCUGUAUCCCCAAGAUCGAUGUCAGCAGGCCUUCGGACGCAACACCAAAGAAAGAAAAGAAGAAGAAGAAGAAGAAGAAUAUCAAGGGCUUCUUGGAGCCACCUAAGUGGAGGUACAAGGAGAUCAAGGAUGAGAAAAAGAAGGAGAAGAAGAAAGCUGAGAAAGAAAAUGCAGAGAAAGAGAAGAAGAAGAAAGAAAAAGACAAGAAGGCCAAAAAUGAAUAG
Molecule: messenger RNA, 1371 nt
Organism: Anoplopoma fimbria (sablefish)
Lineage: Eukaryota; Metazoa; Chordata; Actinopteri; Perciformes; Anoplopomatidae
Gene: ankrd33ab
Product: ankyrin repeat domain 33Ab
Exons: 4
Coding region: 1-1371 (456 amino acids)
Molecular function (GO): protein binding
Source: RefSeq, a predicted model, not a curated record